UUUUCUUACUUGAUUAGUCCAUGGUUUAUUUGGGUAAGUUCUGGUGUGAAUGAAUUAUGAGUUUAUUUAUGUGUUUUUUCAUCUGGAUGAAUUUUUCAGAAUUGCUUGGCAAUGUGGUCAUGAGUACUUCUUACGUGGUGUUCUGAAUUUUUUGUUUUUCUGGUUCUUUUUUCCAUGAAGACUUCAGAAACUUUACAGGCUCCAAGGAUGAAGAAAUUUAUUUCUAAUUCAAAGGAUUUUUUUUUUUUCUUCUUUUUCUGCAAAUGAAUCAUUUAGGUUUCAUAUGUGAAAAUUAGUAGUUUCUUACACGUGGGUAUGAAAUCUUAGGGUUAUUCUAUUUUCAUUUCUUCUACUUUCUAGAGUUUAGGGCUCUUUUUGUAAGAAGAGGUGCACUUUUUUUUCUCUACUUGAUGAAGCAACAUUAUCUUGUGACAUAUUUUAUUCAUUUGUUCCUUUGUUAUUCUCUUUGUGUCUAGUUGUUUUCUACUUUCCCCUUUAUUUUCACUUUUUUUUAUCCUAAUUUCUUGUGCUCCUCUUUGAUUUGUUGUCCACUAGAGUUUAACUCUAACAGAUACUUGCAAACCAUUAUGUUAGUGCUUAGUUUACAGGUGACAUAUAAUUAAGCAGUGGUGAUCGUGGUACAAUAGGAGGCCAUUUGUGACAAUGAGAGGAACAUUACCUUGUUUUAUGUGAAAUGAAGAAGGUCAUCAGGUCUCCAAUGUUCUUCAUGCACUGGCUGCUUAUUGGUUCAUUGUGAUUGUUUUAUGUGUAUACUUUCAGAACAUUAGGAUUCAAAAUUAUAUAAGUGCACAGGUUUUUAAAAGAUCGAGCCAUCAAGCCUGUUCUCUAGGAGUAACCCACUUAAUGAAGAGAUGCAUAAAGAAAUGGUGAUCAUCAUUAUUCAAUAUCCUCCCUUCAGUUGGAUUAGUAUCCUACCUCCACAAGAGAAUUAUGGCAGUUUCUCUGAUCAAAUUUCAGGGAUCAUGGUGGCAGGAGCUGCUGGACUGAUUCUUGCAGCUGGUGUUGCAUUUGCAUCAGUAUCACUAAAGAAGAAAACAGGUUUGAAAGAGCAGAUGCGACCCCUGACAGCGGAGCAAGAAAUUUUGUUAGCUUCAGAUGAUCAAAAAGAAACUGAUGAGGUCAAGGAUAUCACAAUGCCAUCAUCAAAUGAAGAAAACCCAAAUCCCAACUUUGCAGUAACCUCGCCUCCAGCAGAUCCUAAUACAGGUACAGAUCAGGAUCCUCCACUUCAUGAAGAACUUACGAACUCUACUGCUGAAAGCAGUAUCAAUGGUUAUGACCAAAUGGGGGUUACUUCUAAGAUUGAAAAUUUUGAAUCUGAAGUGUCAAAAUCUGAUCCAGUUAUGUCCAAUCUUGAUAUUGAAGCUACUGACCCAGUCUCACCAGUUUCACCUCAGAUAGUUGUUGAUGAUUUAAGUCCUAGCUCUCUUGAUGUGUCUGAAUCCGAUCAAGUUCAGUAUCCUGAUUCUUCUAAUGUGGAGGAUUCAUAUGGGACCAAGGGUUCCAAGAGUUUGGACCAAGGUGCUGAACAAAGUUCGGGUGUUGUCUACCCUGUUGAAACACCUGUUUCUGGGACUAGUGCAUUGAAUACUCACCCCCAAGACUUAGAUUCUGCAUUAAAUGAAAGUGAAUCCCCAGAGUUUCCAAGUUUGGGCACUUCCAGUUCUCACGAUCAACUCCCUACAAACCCUUUAGCUUUAAACUCUUCAGUCCCUUUAGAAUCAUCCAGUGGUCAAGAUCCUACUGUUGAACCCGAAAUUGUUGAGACAAGGACUCCCAUUUCGGAGAGGGACCAAAGUGAAGGCAUUUUAGUUCCUGUGGAAGGGAGUUAUCAAUAUGAAAAUGUGCAUUUGGAAACAGCUGAAAUACCAAGACAAGCUGACCUGUUUGAAAAUGAACAACACAAAAAUGGCUUUAAGGAAACCAAUGCAAGCGACUCGUCUCUUGAAUCAUCAGUUCCUGAAAGUUCCUUUGCCUAUCCUGGCAUACCUGCUCCAUCUUUGGUUUCUGCAGUUUUACAGGUGGCUCCGGGGAAAGUUGUGGUUCCCGCCAUAGUUGACCAGGUUCAGGGGCAGGCAUUGGCAGCAUUACAAGUCUUAAAGGUUAUUGAGUCUGAUGUUAAAGCAAGCGACUUGUGUAGUCGUCGGGAGUAUGCUCGUUGGCUUGUCGCAGCAAGCAGUGCUCUCUCAAGGAGCUCAAUUUCAAAAGUCUAUCCAGCAAUGUAUAUUGAGAACGUUACUGAUCUUGCGUUUGAUGAUAUCACUCCUGAAGACCCUGAUUUUCCAUACAUCCAAGGCCUAGCUGAAGCUGGACUUAUUUCAAGCAAGCUUACGAGUUCCGACCUGCUUAAUACUCCAAAAAGGGAGCCAGGUGGUUUCAUCUUUUCCCCUGACAGCCCAUUGUCACGCCAAGAUCUUGUGAGCUGGAAGAUGGCAUUAGAGAAAAAACAGCUUCCAGAAGUCAACAGAAAGGUUCUUUACCAACGCACUGGAUAUAUGGAUGUUGAUAAGAUAAAUCCGGAUGCCUGGCCUGCCCUUGUAGCUGACAUUUCUGCUGGAGAUCAAAGCAUUACAGCACUUGCUUUUGGCUAUACACGACUAUUUCAGCCUCAGAAGCCUGUCACUAAAGCACAAGCUGCCAUUGCACUAGCCACUGGUGACGCAACGGAAUUUGUUACUGAGGAGCUCACUCGUAUUGAAGCAGAGUCAUUAGCUGAGACAGCUGUGGCAGCUCAUACUGCUCUAGUGGCUCAAGUUGAGGAGGAUCUUAAUGCAACCUUUGAAAUGGAGCUUGCCUUGGAAAGGGAGAAGAUAGAUGCAGUCGAGAAAUUAGCUGAAGAGGUCAGAGUUGAACUGGAAAAUAUCAAAGCUGAGAGAGACAAAGAAAAUAGUCAGCUGAUGAUGGAAAGGGAUUUAAUUGAAUCUGAAAUUGUUGCUAUUUCCAAAUUAAGGCAUGAUGUGGAAGAACAGUUACAAAACCUUAUAAGUGACAAGAUGGAGAUCUUGUUUGAGAAGGACAAGCUGAAUGGACUUAGGAAAGCAACAGAGAGUGAAAACCAGGCCCUUGUUCAGUUACAGUAUGAGUUGGAAGUUGAGAGGAAGGCAUUAUCCAUGGCGAGGGCAUGGGCCGAGGAUGAGGCGAAAAGGGCACGAGAACAUGCAAAGGCGCUGGAGGAUGCAAGAGAGCGAUGGGAAAGGCGAGGCAUUAAAGUAAUUGUGGAUGAGGAGCUAAGCAUGGAUGCCCUUGAUGAACUUACUUGGACAAGUUCUGAGAAAUUUGGGGGAGAGAUUUCAGUAAGUCAAACGGUAGGCAGAGCGGAGUCCCUAAGGGAGAAGCUCAAGGCUAUGGCAAAUGAGGUAAGUGGAAAAUCACAAGAAAUAAUUGAAAAAAUAAUAAGAAAAAUAGAGUUCAUCAUCACUUCUCUAAAGAGAUACACAAAUGCGGGUGUACAAAAGAGCAGAGAGUUCUAUGGUGCCACUGUUUCAAUGGUGGGCAAAACUGCUCAAGACUUAUGCCAGAGUUCGCAGAAUGUGGGGGCGAAAGUUGGGGGGUUUUUGAAUAGUGGUAAAGAAAAUGUUGGCAGUUUCUUGCGAGAUGGGACAAAGAAGAUCACUGAGGAAUGCCGAGAAGGGAUGGAGAAGUUCUCACAGAAGUUUAAGACAUGA
This is a messenger RNA of Amborella trichopoda, 3686 nucleotides long. RefSeq lists its product as uncharacterized. The record is from RefSeq and is a predicted model, not a curated record. Lineage: Eukaryota; Viridiplantae; Streptophyta; Magnoliopsida; Amborellales; Amborellaceae.